Molecule: messenger RNA, 1685 nt
Organism: Octopus sinensis (East Asian common octopus)
Lineage: Eukaryota; Metazoa; Mollusca; Cephalopoda; Octopoda; Octopodidae
Product: WD40 repeat-containing protein SMU1
Exons: 13
Coding region: 71-1612 (513 amino acids)
Biological process (GO): mRNA splicing, via spliceosome
Cellular component (GO): precatalytic spliceosome
Molecular function (GO): protein binding
Source: RefSeq, a predicted model, not a curated record
GCUAUUUCGUUCCGCAAGUCCACGUUUUGCUGGUAACCAUUCUUGUUUUUAUAUUUCUUCACAUCUCAAGAUGGCGGUAGAAAUCGAGUCAGCCGAUGUUGUGAGACUUAUUGAACAGUAUCUGAAGGAGAACAAUUUGUUGAGGACAUUAACGGUAUUACAGGAAGAGAGUGGUAUUUCUUUAAACACUGUAGAUUCAGUGGACAGUUUUGUUGGCGACAUAAACAGUGGCCACUGGGACACUGUCCUUCAGGCCAUUCAGUCACUCAAGUUACCCGACCAGAAACUUAUUGAACUCUAUGAACAGAUUGUUCUUGAACUGAUUGAGUUGCGUGAGUUGGGGGCUGCCAGGUCCCUUCUCCGACAGACCGACCCAAUGAUAAUGUUGAAGCAAACCCAGCCUGACCGCUAUGUCCAUUUAGAGAACAUGCUUGCCCGGUCCUACUUUGACCCUCGCGAAGCUUAUUUAGAAGGUCAAACAAAGGAAAAGAGGCGUUCUGCCAUUGCCCAAGCAUUGUCGGGAGAAGUCAAUGUUGUCCCACCGUCACGUCUUCUGGCUUUGUUAGGUCAGGCCUUGAAAUGGCAACAGCAUCAAGGACUUCUACCCCCUGGGACCACAAUUGAUGUAUUCCGUGGUAAGGCAGCUGUUAGGGAACAAGAAGAAGAGAAAUAUCCAACACAACUUGGCAAAACUAUCAAAUUUGGUCAGAAAGCCCAUGUGGAAUGUGGUCGAUUCUCCCCAGAUGGUCAGUUCCUUGUAACCGGUUCCGUUGAUGGCUUUAUUGAAGUCUGGAAUUUCUCAACUGGCAAAAUCAGGAAAGAUUUGCGAUAUCAAGCCCAGGAUAAUUUUAUGAUGAUGGAUGAUGCUGUGUUGUGUAUGUGUUUCAGCAGAGAUUCUGAAAUGUUGGCCACUGGUUCACAGGAUGGGAAAAUAAAGGUUUGGAAAAUCUUAACAGGUCAGUGUCUGCGUAAAUUUGAGAGGGCUCACACCAAAGGUGUAACAUGUGUGACCUUUUCUCGGGACAAUAGCCAGCUGUUGAGUGCCUCUUUUGACCAAAGUAUCAGAAUUCAUGGUUUAAAAUCUGGUAAAACUCUCAAAGAAUUCCGUGGCCAUCUGUCAUUUGUUAAUGAUGCUGUAUUUACCCAGGACGGAUACCAUGUCAUCAGUGCCAGCUCUGAUGGAACCAUAAAGAUCUGGAAUGUCAAAAGUACGGAAUGUCAGAACACAUUCAAGUCCCUGGGUGGUUCCACUGGGACCGACAUAACAGUCCACAGUGUGCACCCAUUGUUACGUAACAUGGAGCAGUUUGUUGUGUGUAACAGAUCUAAUACAGUGGCCAUCAUGAAUAUGUCUGGACAGAUUGUUCGUAGUUUCUCAAGUGGUAAACGAGAGGGUGGAGACUUUGUGUGUUGUACCUUGUCACCUCGUGGAGAAUGGAUCUACUGUGUGGGAGAGGACCGAGUGUUGUACUGUUUCAGCAUCACCACUGGCAAACUGGAGAGAACCUUGACGGUCCAUGAAAAAGAUGUUAUUGGUGUUGCCCACCACCCUCAUCAGAACCUUAUUGCCACUUAUUCCGAAGAUGGUCUCUUGAAACUGUGGAAGCCAUAAACAGCCCCACAUUCAUUUUUACAUUCUUCAUUUUAGCUUUUCAUUUUUUUUUAUUAAAAUUAUGAGGAAAUUA